Hemicordylus capensis (graceful crag lizard) is the source of this 6477-nucleotide messenger RNA. RefSeq names its product FYN binding protein 1 (gene FYB1). The record is from RefSeq and is a predicted model, not a curated record. Gene Ontology annotation, molecular function: protein binding. Gene Ontology annotation, biological process: integrin-mediated signaling pathway; T cell receptor signaling pathway; protein localization to plasma membrane. The transcript is spliced from 18 exons. The coding region runs from base 56 to 2491 and encodes 811 amino acids. NCBI's taxonomy places the organism in Eukaryota, Metazoa, Chordata, Lepidosauria, Squamata, Cordylidae. Gene Ontology annotation, cellular component: plasma membrane.
UUCUUUUUUAUUUUCCUUGUGCUUGGAGGAUGGCCAGACGAACGUGAAGUCCAUCAUGGCGAAGUUUAGCAACAACAACCCAGUCGAAGAGGUUCACAACCGACAAGCCAGAGUUGUGGGGCAACCUUCACUGGGAACAAAAUCAGCAUUUGAGAAAUUUGUUCAUCUGGAGAAUGCCAGCCCUUCAGCAAGACCCAGCAGCAACUUACACAAGUCUCCAUCUCUUAAACCACCUUUGGGCAUCAAACCUUCCCUUCAAGACACAUCAGACAAGGACCCAAAGCCAUUGAAAGCCAGCCCUGUGGCCAGCAAGGUUGCGGCAUUGGCCCAGGCAGUAAAUAGAGAAGCUAAUGAGAAACCUGGAUUCCCUAGGCCUAUGGGCCCCAAACCUACAGAACUACGGAAAGAGGAAUCCAAGCCGGUGUUUCCAAAGCCUCCUGAGAACAGAUUGCCUGGUCAUGUGCCUCCAAAAAAUGAACUCAAGCCUCUAGGACCUAAGCCAAGCCUUAAACCUGAACCCCAAGAACAGGAGGCCAAGCCUGGGUUGUCAAAGGUAGCUGAUGUGAAGGGGAAAUUCAGUAUUUCCUCACAAGAACAUGACCCCAAGCCUCCUUUUCCAAAGUUAGGACUGAAGCCAAAACCAAGCCACAAUGAAGAGAUCACCCCCAAAAAUGUAUUUUUGAAUGCGGCAGCACCUACGGGCUCCAUAGGCCCCAAGCCAAAAGUCAACUCUUUUAGAUCAACCAAAGAUGCUGAAGGAAAGGGCAAUAAUGGAAUGGAUUCCCCAACUAGCCAUUUUCCUGGUGUAGCUUUGAAACAUGUAAGUAGCGCAAGCAACAUGCCUCAGAUCCUCUCAAAAGGUGUUGGGCAACAGAAUGAAGAAAAUAGGCCAAGCGUCACAAAGAAUGUUUUCCGAAUGAAUCAAGAGGAUUCCGGGUCAGGUUCUGGUACGGUUCCUGGUAAAUUUGUCAGUGUGUCUAAAGUGGCCACAACAGGACCUUGGGCCAGUACCCCUGAACAAGAAGAGAAAGACAAGGUGCCUAAACGGAAAGCAUUGCCUCCACCAUUCAAAUUAGGUGCACCUCCACAAAAGCCCAGCAGACCUCCAACGGUUGACCUGGAAAGAUUCCAGAAAUGCAGCGGCAACAAUCCUACCAAGCAGGUCUUACCCCCUCCGGUACCGCCAUGCAUUUCUGUCACACAAGCCCCAGCCCCACAGCUGCCACCUCCUCUUCCUCCUACGGAUUUCCACCCAUCAGUACAAGCUCCAGUUCUUCCCCCAAGAAACAUCAAGCCCAGAGACAAUGAUGAUGUUGAUUCUGAAGGUCCAGGAAAUGCAGAGGGUCAGAACAGUAGUGGGGAGCAGGAAGAAUAUGAAGACCUAGAUGAGAUGAGAACUACUAGAGAAGAAGAGCAGAAACGGGAGAAGGAAGCAAAGAAAAAAAUAGAGAAGGAACAAAAAGAAAAAGAGAAAAAAGAGCAGGAGAUGAGAAAGAAGUUCAAACUGGCGGGUCCCAUUGAAGUCAUUCACCAGGCAAGAGCUCGCACAGACUGCAAAGGAGGAAAGAAUGAGCUAUCAUUCAAACAAGGGGACAACAUUGAAAUCAUCCGUGUCACAGACAAUCCAGAGGGGAAAUGGCUGGGAAGAACAAGAGGCUCCUAUGGCUACAUUAAGACUACCAUGGUGGAAAUUGACUAUGAUUCUUUGAAAAGAAAGCCACGGCCUCCCAUUCAGCCAAGGCACCCAGACAGUGACCAGGAACUGUACGAUGAUGUCGGGGAGCAGGAUAGCAUCAGCAGUGGAAGUGCCACAGGAGUGGGAUUUCCACCUCCUCCUGAUGACAUUUACGAUGGAGUUGAGGAAGAUGAUGAUAUUCAAACAAGGUCUGUGUCACAGGAAGAAGAUAAGAGUAGCACCUGGCCCCGAGGGCUUUUGAAGAUUUUAAAGGGAAAAGAUUACCAAAAGAAAAGUGUACGAGAGACUACAGCUAAAGCCAGUGUGACAGAAGAUAAUGGCGGUUUCCUGACUGCUUCAGCAAAGCAAACUGGAAAGGAUUCUGGGGAUAGUGAUGUCUAUGAUGACGUUGAGCCAUCUGAAUUCCCUCCCCCACCAACCGAAAUGAGUCUAGCGCUAAAUGCAAAAUCCCUGAGCUUUGGGAGGGGCAAAUCAGAUGACCGAGAUUCACAGAAACUUAAGAAGAUGGAGAAAGAGGAGAAAGAAUUCCGGAAAAAGUUUAAGUAUGACGGUGAUAUUAAAGUUCUCUAUUCUACAACCAUAAAUCGAGCUCCAUCUCCUAAGAAACGAGGCUCAAAAGACUUACAAGUGAAGCCAGGAGAAUCUGUUCAAGUUAUAAAAGAUGUUGAUGAUACGAAAGUCCUGUGUAGGAAUGGAGAAGGAAAAUAUGGCUAUGUCCGAAAAAGCUGCAUAUUUGAUGAAGAUGAAGAAAUCUAUGAUGAUAUUGCUGAUGACUGCAUUUAUGACAAUGAUUAACUGCUGAACUCUUCCAAUGUGAGCUUCAUCAUCUCUGACUCUCCAGCUGAUUGAUACAAGAACAAAACUUCUUACUCACACUGGCUGUAAUACUUAGGUCCGAAGAUUUGGUUAAGCUAUCCCAGCAGUUUCCAGACAGAGAGGCGGGUUUUCCAGUGGAGGCAUGACAACGUUACUUGGUGUGCCCCUAUCUUCUUUGAUUGGGGCCAACAAAGAGACCUCCAAACCACUUCCUUUCUCAGUCAAUACAGUGCAUGAUAUUGUGAAACCAUUGGAGCAACCACUCCAUUUUCCUUGUGCAAGCUUUUUUGUUUUCCAGUGGCAUGCUCUCCAACACUUGACUGAGGAAAAUAGCAACAUUCUUUGCGACACUUCUAUUGUCUCAUCAAGAAUCACUGCUUGAGGCACCUCAGCACCUCGAUAAUUACAGCUUUCUUCCACCUGAUAUAUAUUGUGUUCAUUUGCUCUUCAGCAACCAAUUCUGCACUGUCUUCUGAAGCAGAGGGCAUUAGCACACUGACCAUAACAGGUGUUUUGUUUUUCAAACUUAAUGUUUCAUCACAUGAUGGAUCUGGUUGUACUAAUUAUCUAACAGCUUCAGUUUAAACACAUUCAAAACAUGGAGAUAUAUUACCGAACGGCAGGUGAACCAUUAUCUAGAUAAAACGAAAAUAAGCAAUGUUUACCCAAUAUUUUGGGUAUUGGUCAUAUGUGAAAUGAAGCAGUACAUUGACAUUUGGUUUAUCUGUGCUGAAGCUCAGUGGUAGAGCAUCUGCUUUGCAUGUAGAAAGUCCCAGGUUCAAUCCCUGGCAGCAUCUCCAGGUAGGCCUGGGAAACAUCCCUGCCUGAAAUCUUGGAGAGCUGCUGCUGGUCAGUGUAGACAAUACUGAGUUACACAGACCAAUGGUCUGACUCAGUAUAGGAGCCGCUGCCAGUCAGAGGCUGACAUGAUGCACAAUGCUAAUGGCAAUGGUGCGGAGCCAGAAGCAGUGGCGCUGCGGUUGUGAAUCAGUAGUUACACUUGCAGUGUCACUGUUUUUACCCCCAUUGUCACGAAUGGGAAAACCUGUAGUAACAGUCUUCUGGGUCUGCAGCAGUGGCCCCGCAAGCCCCACCAUUGCCAUUAGGAUUGCACUUCAUGUUAGCAAGUAUACUGUAAACAAUACAGGAGAACCUAAUUAAUCGCAUACCCGGCAUCUGCAGUUUCGCAUAUCCGCGGUCGGGUAAUAUCCACCCAACCUUGGUAUACGUGAAAAAUUUAGGCAAUUUAAAGGGUUAGGGCUCACAUUUCUGUGGGUCAGGGAUGGACGAAACUGACUUCCGGGGUAAUUUCCGCCUGCCAUUUUGAGGACAGGAGCCAUUUUGUAGCUCAUGUUUGUAAAGAUGAAGAAGAAAAUGUGAUUUUUGCAAGAAAACCCCAUAAUAUUUUACUUUGGGGGACAUUGCUGGACACCUGGGGACACACAGAGCACAGUACGGCACCCCUUCCCCAUUUCCCCCACUUUCAGUCCAUUUUUCAUCCCUCUGUUGCCAGCCCUUUUGCUCCGUUUUUGCCCUUUUGUCCUGCUGACUCAGAAAUGCCCAUUGCCCUAAUGCCCCAUUAUUUGUGGUUUCACUAUCCACCCAAGAUGGACCAAAGGUCUGACUGAGCAUAAGGCAACUACAUAUAUUAUUCAUACAGGAUUUUGCAUGCAUGGAUGUGCACGAAAUGGAUCUUGUGUUCUGUUCUGAGCUCAAAAUGGAACGCAAUUCCUCAGAACAUUCCAUUGGAACAACUGGUCAAGCCGGUUCCAAGCACCAUUUUGGAGUCAUUUGAAGGACAUUCUAUUCUGAGCUCAGAACAAUCAGGACAACCCAGUUCACAGUUGAAAAGUUCCGACAGCGAACCAUUCUGCACAUCCCUAAUCUCAAGUAUCUGCCCAAAGCGAAACAGAGACAACAAAGAGAGAGAUUUUCCAGUGACAGGUACCCGAAAAUAGGGACUGUCCCUGACAGAAACAGUUGGAGGAUAUGCAAUAUCCCUCUGUAGAGGCCUGCACAUCCUGGCUCCUCUUUUCCUAUCAUCUGCCUCUCCCUCCCCAGCAAGAAUAACAGUGAGCACUGAAGUGACCCAUUUGCGUUUUAAAAUCCCAGAUGCCCUCAGGGAGGCUGGGACAUUGUUUUGCUGACUGAGGGAUGUUCAGAGUGGAAAGAUGGAUAACUCCGCGACUCCUUGCAUCCCUUGCAGGUUAUGAAACAAAACUUUUCAUCACAUGUUUCCGUCGCCAUCAUAAUAAAUUAGCCUCAUAUGUUAUGAGGCUAUGAAAGACUAUGCAAUGCCUCCCAGUUGAUGAUAGCUCAUUCAGCAGAUAAAUAUCAGACUACUUGUGAUUGCAGAGAUGAUUGUGAUUACAGUAAUUAUUGUCAAAGACUCCCUAAUACGUUUGAAACAACAUUCCAGGCUCAGUAGUAAAGGUUGCAAUGAUGUGUAUGCAUGCACACAAAUAUACACACAGUGUCCUGGUCAGAUAAUCAGCAACAGCACUGAUCAGCAGGGAGGGUGUAAGGGUAGUAAUAAAUCUAGUGAAAUGUAUAUAACAUACUAGGAUCUAAAUAUGUCACCAAAAAGGUGGAGGGGGGAGGGAAGGAUUCCUCAUAAAAUAACCAAUCGAUUGAGAAAUAUCACAAUAAGAUAGAAAUUGCUAUAUUGUGAAAUAUAUAGAAUAUGAAUCAAUUAAAUAUGCAUAAUACAAUGGUAUAUACCAAUAACAGAUGCCACAAUAGAUAUAAUCAUAUAAAUGAUAAAGUCCACAGACUGCAUAUCAGGAACAGAGCACAUGAAGUCUAUAACCAAGUAGGUAGUGAAGACGUCCACAUACACUACGGUGACCUGGUGAACCUCUGUUUCGAAAACAAUUCUUUGUCAAGUGAUGAUGGACAAAAGCCUUGUAUGUUGAUAUAAAUCAACAUGUUCAAAUUUCUUGAUAUUCUAAGAAAUGAAACUCAGUCAUUAUUUAAACUACUUCACAUUUCUCAAAGCCAUACCUCCCCAACGUAUCUCCAGUCUAGCCAUGGUCCCCUCCCAACAGCUGAUCAGCAGUACUGAUGAUAAUCUGACCAGGAAUAUGUGCGCACGGCUGCAGCUGCUGAAUUGGUCUAGAAACCACUCACACAGCACCCAUUUCCAUGCAUAGUUCCUUGUCCUUUAGUGGUACACAUAUGAAUGACCCUAGUUGGCUUGGAAAGACAGGAUGUGCACCCUUGCACGUAACCAAGGAAAGCAUCCGCUGAAGUUAAAUUAUUCUGUAAUGGCAAUUGCUUGAUGAAAAAGAGUUCUAUUACAUGUUUUUAUGUUUUUAAUUAAAUGACCAUGAAUGUAAUUUAUGGGUUUUUAAAAACAAUGGCUGACCUUCUGAUCAACAAAGCAUGCGUGCAGCACACGUGCAUGUGCUGCAUUCCGGAGGAAAGGUGUGUGGCAUUCACACGGGGAGGGGGUUUUUUUUUGCUGAUCUCCACUUCCCCCUGAAGUGCUCUGUGACCCUUGAAAGUUUAUCCCUGAGUGCCGUGUGAGAUACAUGUUUUGGGAUUAUAGAAUUUUUUUUGGAUUGCAAAGGGAAGUGGUGAUCAGCAUAUAUUGUUUUGUAAACCGCCCAGAGAACUUGUGUUUGGGGCAGUAUAAAAAUAUGCUAAAUAAAAUAAAAUAUAAAAUAAAUCAAUAAUAUAUUGUGCUCCCCCUGCACUCAACGUGCCUGCAUUACUUUACCCUGGAACACACCAAAUGCACACAUGUUUGCUUUGUUGCACAUGUGCUUUGUUAGGAUGUUGACCACUGUUUUCUUGUAUGUGCUGCAUCCUGAGAUUCUAGCCUUUGAACCCUUGACUUUUAUAGCAUAUUGUUAACCAACAGAUUUUUAAGGAUAUUAAACUUCUGUUUUUAUUCUCUGUAGAUGUUGUUCUUGAACUUGUUAUGGUCUUAGAAACAUUAAAGGUCAUGUGGGUUUUCUAAA